This is a messenger RNA of Letharia lupina, 930 nucleotides long. RefSeq lists its product as uncharacterized. The transcript is spliced from 3 exons. The record is from RefSeq and is a predicted model, not a curated record. Lineage: Eukaryota; Fungi; Ascomycota; Lecanoromycetes; Lecanorales; Parmeliaceae. The coding region runs from base 1 to 930 and encodes 309 amino acids.
AUGCUCCGUUCAACCCUAGGGGCGAUGGCUAUCAGUCUUCUGCUGGGAGCAGCAGUGGCUACCUAUGACUGGCUCGAUUUUGCGUUUGGAGCGGAUACAACAGGCAGUGCUCGAAGAUCGGCUCUUGUGAAGGGCAUUUUCCAAAUGCGGCCUACCCAAGACGCGAGACACAAGGAUGCUGAAGCCUGUCGUUUCUACUUGGUACAAGACCAAGGUUUCGGUCGCUCAUACUGCAUCACACAAGUCUGUCUCAUUGUCUAUCCCCUUGACUGCUUCCCUGUGGACAACAAAGUUCAAACGCAAUUGAUCGAUGCGUUCCUGGAUGAUCUUGCGGAAACCCUCAACGCGGUCCUACGCAGAUUUUCUACCGCGUCUCUGUGGGAUGAGACUCGGCCCGACGAGGCUGGCCAACAGAACGUUCAAGAUUAUCUCCAGGAUACUUACGUCAACAAGAACGUCCAUGACUACUACUACUAUAACACAGAUGAAUUCCGAAGGACAUACGAAGAGCGAUACCAAAAUCGACCUUACCGAGAUGAGGGCAUGCAUCAGCUCAACGUGUAUAAAAAAUGGGUUCUGGACUCCGCCAUGCAACGAAAUACAAAUUUAGCAUUCUUGAUGAUGCCAACCUCUAAUUCCAUGGUGAACUACCGAGAUGCCCCUUCACCUCCAGUGGCACAACCGACUGGGUUCGAUCCAUUAAUCCUAUCACCAAUCCUGGGCGCUCCAGACGUUGUCAUUCCAAUAGGAGAAUACGAGUACGACUCAAGGAUCAGUGGACGGAAGGAAUUCCUGCCGGUCGCCGUGGAUGUGGUAGGCCUCCCUGGCUCAGACCUCCAUUUGAUCGAUGUCAUUCAGCACUGCCUUGAGAUGUCGGCGCGGCCAACAACAGUCAGCACUCGCCCUGGAAUGCUCAAUGACGACACCUGA